This is a messenger RNA of Equus caballus (horse), 1685 nucleotides long. RefSeq names its product protein C, inactivator of coagulation factors Va and VIIIa (gene PROC). Lineage: Eukaryota; Metazoa; Chordata; Mammalia; Perissodactyla; Equidae. Gene Ontology annotation, cellular component: extracellular region. Gene Ontology annotation, molecular function: serine-type endopeptidase activity; calcium ion binding. Gene Ontology annotation, biological process: negative regulation of blood coagulation; blood coagulation; proteolysis. The record is from RefSeq and is a predicted model, not a curated record.
UUUCUCCCUGGCCCACCCCACCUGAGAGGGAAGUGGGAGCCGGCCGAGGGCCUCCAGGGUGCAGGGCAUCACCAGAGGCAGCUUGGAGCCUGGGGCCCUCCAUCUCCCCACCUUCCCCCAAAACCUUGGGCAUCUGAUUUAAACAAAUGUCAGAACCAGCCUCAGAGGGAGUCAGCGAAGGUGGAAAGCGAGGUAUCAGCAACUCCAGAAUGUGGCAGAUCGCAAGCCUCUUACUGUUUACGACCAUCUGGGGAAUUUCCGGCAUUCCAGCUCCUCCGGCAGACUCAGUGUUCGCCAGCAGUGAGCGUGCCCACCAGGUGCUGCGCAUCCGCAAGCGCGCCAACUCGUUCUUGGAGGAGCUACGGGACGGCAACCUGGAGCGGGAGUGCCGGGAAGAAGUCUGUGACUUCGAGGAGGCCCAGGAGAUUUUCCAAAAUCUGGACGACACACUGGCCUUCUGGUCCAAGCACUACGACGGGGACCAGUGCGAGGCGCCGCCCCCGGAGCACCCGUGCGACAGUCCGUGCUGCGGGCAGGGCACCUGCAUCGACGGCAUCGGCGGCUUCCGCUGCGAGUGCAGCCGGGGCUGGGAGGGCCGCUUCUGCGUGCACGAGGCGCGCUUCUCCAACUGCUCGGUGGACAACGGCGGCUGCGCGCACUACUGCCUGGAGGAGGCGGACAGGCGCAGCUGCGGCUGCGCGCCCGGCUACCGGCUCGGGGACGACCACCUGCAGUGCGAGCCUGAAGUGAUGUUCCCUUGUGGGAGGCCGGGCAAGCGAACUGAGAAGAGGCGCAAGAACCUGAAACGUGACACAGAACAAGCAGACCAAAUAGAUCCGAGGCUCGUCAAUGGGCAGUUGACCGGAUGGGGAGACAGCCCCUGGCAGGUGAUCCUGCUGGACUCCAAGAGGAAGCUGGCCUGUGGGGCGGUGCUCAUCCACACCUCCUGGGUGCUGACAGCGGCCCACUGCAUGGAGGACUCCAAGAAGCUCAUCGUCAGGCUCGGGGAGUAUGACCUGCGGCGCCGGGAGAAUGGGGAGGUGGACCUGGACAUCCAGGAGGUCAUCAUGCACCCCAACUACAGCAAGAGCAGCAGCGACAACGACAUCGCACUGCUCCGCCUGGCCCGGCCUGCCACCUUCUCGCAGACCAUUGUGCCCAUCUGCCUCCCGGACAGCGGCCUUUCAGAGCGCGAGCUCACCCAAGCUGGGCAGGAGACAGUGGUGACGGGCUGGGGCUACCGCAGUGAGACCAAGAGAAACCGCACCUUCGUCCUCAACUUCAUCAAGGUCCCUGUGGUGCCGCAUAGCGAGUGCGUGCGGACCAUGCACAACUUAGUCUCUGAGAACAUGCUGUGCGCCGGCAUCCUCGGGGACACGAGGGACGCCUGUGAGGGUGACAGUGGGGGGCCUAUGGUCGCCUCCUUCCGUGGCACGUGGUUCCUGGUGGGCCUGGUGAGCUGGGGUGAAGGCUGUGGGCGCCUCCACAACUACGGCGUUUACACUAAAGUCAGCCGCUACCUCGACUGGAUCCAUGGCCACAUCAGGGCUGCCGAGGCCUCCCUCAAGAGCCAGGUGCCUUAGCUUCCCUCCCUCCUGUGUCUGGACCCCAGAGGCCACUCUUGAAGGGCAGCUGGGUUGUUGAAUGGCAGUGUAUGGGACAUUAAAUGGGGCAUGCAACAAGCA